AACCGCGACGCGACGCCGUGGUUGGCGGCCAGCCAUCAUGUCUUCUGUAAACUCAGGCAGCAAACGUUGGACGCAUUUCCAUUCUGCUCUGCAACUCGCGAUACAACGGUCAACGCACAAAUGGACGUACGAGGACUUUACGGAGUGCUUCUCGCUCUGGUGCGAGGAAGAACCUGAAGCAUCAUCUGCGCUGUUCAACACUGUCGCACAGCACAUGGAGUCCGGCAUCACAAGCCGAUGCGAAGAGCUGCUUAUCCAGUUCAAUGUCAGAGAAAACCUGGAUAAGCUGCAUGCUAUCGUUACCGAAGCGCGCGCUCGUAAACAAUCUGAAAAUGGAUAUGACGGGAAAGAUGUUUGGAGAGAGAAUAUCCACCCUAGAGCUGCUGUACGAGCCAAAACUGUACCGCUACUCGAGCAGGAGCGUGAUCGGCUGAAGGCCGAGUUAGCCAAACUUGACGAAGAAAACAGGCGUUUGCAGACUGAAAUGCAAACGAACGUCAAAGCGCGGACUAUUGCAGAUGAGGAGGCCACUGCGUUAUUGGACCUCUUAGAUGAGGCAUGCGCGAAAUGGAGUGGCGUGCCCAUGGAGGAGAUUUCAUCUUGGACGCUCCAAACCGCAGAGUCUGUGAGCCCAAGUGCGCCUCGUUAACACGGACGACGCUUCAGUUUCUCCAUUUCUUCGCUUUUGGUUGGUUGAUUUUAACUUUGUAUCUCUAUACCCAGAUGUAGCAUGGACGGUGAAAAUGUAUCUCUAGCUUGGAACGUAAGAUUUCCAGCUUCCACUAUGUCUAUUAGACUAUCUGGAGCCCAGCGUCACCAUGCAUUAGCGUGGUGAGACAAAGAACGACAUCGCGUUUCCACGUACCUGCACGCCAUACACAUCGCUCUGAUUCAUAUCGAUCAGUUGCUAAAUAAGCUCCUGGGAUCUAU
Messenger RNA from Somion occarium, 930 nucleotides. The record is from the annotation of a GenBank genome assembly. Lineage: Eukaryota; Fungi; Basidiomycota; Agaricomycetes; Polyporales; Cerrenaceae.